Merops nubicus (carmine bee-eater) is the source of this 975-nucleotide messenger RNA. It is a transcript of the gene SLC25A19, whose product is annotated as solute carrier family 25 (mitochondrial thiamine pyrophosphate carrier), member 19. The record is from RefSeq and is a predicted model, not a curated record. Gene Ontology annotation, cellular component: mitochondrial inner membrane. The transcript is spliced from 7 exons. Bases 1 to 975 code for a protein of 324 amino acids. Gene Ontology annotation, biological process: thiamine pyrophosphate transmembrane transport. NCBI's taxonomy places the organism in Eukaryota, Metazoa, Chordata, Aves, Coraciiformes, Meropidae. Gene Ontology annotation, molecular function: thiamine transmembrane transporter activity.
AUGGUCGGGUAUGACCCCGAGGCCAAGUGCGUCUCCUCGGUGGAAGCGGCUGCAGCAGGAUCGGCGUCUGGCUUGGUCACUCGGGUCCUUAUCAGCCCCUUGGAUGUCCUCAAAAUCCGCUUUCAGCUUCAGAUCGAGCAGCUCUCCUCCAGAAGCCCAGGGGCUAAGUAUCAUGGCAUCUUGCAAGCUGUACAGCGCAUCUUCCAGGAAGAGGGGUUGGUAGCCUUCUGGAAGGGCCACGUUCCUGCUCAGUUCCUUUCAGUUGGCUACGGAGCUGUUCAGUUCAUGGCUUUUGAAAGCUUGACGAAGCUGGUCCACAACGUCACGUCGUACGACGGCCGGGACUCCUGCGUGCACUUUGCCUGUGGUGGGCUGGCUGCCUGCACAGCCACCGUCGCCGUGCAGCCCGUCGACACGCUGCGCACCCGCUUUGCUGCCCAGGGAGAGCCCAAGAUCUAUCACAGCCUUCGCCAUGCAGUGGCAACGAUGUACCAGACAGAAGGACCUCGGGCUUUCUACAGAGGUUUGACCCCCACAAUCAUUGCCAUCUUUCCAUAUGCUGGUCUCCAGUUCUCCUUCUACAACAUCCUUCAGCAGUUUUCUGAAUGGGUGAUUCCUGCUAAAAAAAAGAGAUACUAUGAAAGCAACAUAAAAAACCUUGUUUGUGGCAGCUGCGCCGGGAUCAUCAGCAAAACCCUCACCUACCCUUUGGACCUGCUCAAAAAGCGACUGCAAGUGGGUGGCUUUGAGCGUGCCCGGGCAGCCUUCGGGCAGGUACGGACGUACAAGGGUCUCCUGGACUGCAUAAGGCAGAUCAUGCUAGAGGAGGGCCCAGGUGGCUUCUUUAAGGGCCUUUCGCCCAGCCUGCUGAAGGCUGCUGUCUCUACUGGCCUUGUCUUCUUUUGGUAUGAGCUGUUCUGCAGCCUCCUGUGUGCCCUGAAGAGCACCGAUAGCCCUGCGAGGAGGGAAGGCUGA